CCCCUCCUCUUCAUGUUUUUUCCCGUUUAUUAUUGAUGUGUUUUCGUUUUGAUCCAGAUUUCCAUCGGUGUCGUGUUGCAGGCUUGCAGCCAUGAUGAAUGGAGAUGGAGAGAGAGCGAGAGGGAGAGAGAAAGGGUUUCCAUAGCGGCAGGCAGGGCGGCUGUCUGCAGACUGCAGUCUGCCUGCCAAACCAAACCAAACCCUCUACCGCUCGUGGUGCCUGCUGCUCUCUGCUCUGCUGCAGGCGGCUGCACCUGCACCCUAAAGCAGCGAGCCUUUUUACCUCUCUUUCCUACCACCCCCGGCCACACCGCGCACACCAUCCAUCUCCUCCACUUCCUUCCUGGGCUCUGGGCUACGUAUUAUCCAUCCGUCUCAGUCACCUCGCCUCCUCCUCCCCCUCCUCCUCCUCCUCCUCGAUUGCGGCCCUCACUCGCCAUGUCGGGGCUCUACAGCCAGGGGUUCUCCCCUGCGCGAAACCUCUCCCCUCAGAUUAGAAGCAAUCCGGACGCUGAUAGUCAGUACCUGGCCGAGCUGCUCGCCGAACACCACAAACUGGGGCCCUUCAUGCAGGUGCUGCCCGUAUGCAACAAGCUGCUGAGCCAAGAGAUUAUGCGGGUAUCAAGCAUUGUGCACAACCAUGGAUUUGGCGAUUUCGACAGGCAUCGGUUUAGAAGUCCUAGUCCAAUGUCUUCUCCAAACCCUAGAGCUAAUCUCCCUGGCAAUGGGUUCAGUCCUUGGAGCGGACUACAAGAGAGAUUAGGUUUUCCUCAAGGAACCAGCAUGGACUGGCAAGGAGCACCCCCAAGUCCUAGCUCCCAUGUUGUAAAGAAGAUUCUUCGUCUGGAGGUUCCAGUUGAUUCUUAUCCGAAUUUCAAUUUUGUGGGGCGCAUUUUAGGACCUAGAGGUAAUUCUCUAAAGCGAGUAGAAGCAUCCACUGGGUGUCGUGUUUUCAUUAGAGGAAAGGGUUCCAUCAAAGAUUCAGGGAAGGAGGACAAACUACGAGGAAAACCGGGCUAUGAGCACCUGAGUGAUCCGCUGCAUAUCUUGAUAGAGGCCGAGUUCCCUGCCAGUAUCAUCGAUGCAAGGCUGAGACAAGCACAGGAGAUUAUAGAAGAAUUGCUUAAACCAGUGGACGAGUCCCAAGAUCUCUACAAAAGGCAGCAGCUCAGGGAGCUGGCAAUGCUGAACUCAACCCUGAGAGAGGACAGCCCUCAUCCUGGGAGUGUCUCUCCAUUCAGCAACGGUGGCAUGAAGCGUGCGAAAACAGGACAGUAGAGAAAACAACUAUGCUCCCAUAUCUGGCCCCGUCGUCAUGGGAACGCCAUGGGCAUGCGUGAAGGAAGGCCAUGCGCCUUCGCUGGCGGAGUCCGGUAUCUUCUGCUAGCUUUCACCUCCGGACAGGGGAAAGAUGAGAUGAGAUGAGAUAGUCGCGGACCCUUGGUUGGAUCCGGCGUUGGUUGUUGUAUGGUCUAGAACAUUCGUUCUAUUUGUUAUUGACGGUUAACCCUAGUAUGUUGGUGAGCUGCAACCUGCAAACUGCAUGGUAAACUAGCUAGAGAGGCCUGCUGAGUAUGUGAGCUUUAGGUCUUUUAUUGACAUUGUAUUAUAACCUUUUUAACAUUAUGGAGUUGCAAAAAUAAAAAAAAAUAAGGGACAUAGCUUUGUGCAUUGUGGCA
Molecule: messenger RNA, 1679 nt
Organism: Zea mays
Lineage: Eukaryota; Viridiplantae; Streptophyta; Magnoliopsida; Poales; Poaceae
Product: KH domain-containing protein SPIN1
Exons: 7
Coding region: 439-1278 (279 amino acids)
Biological process (GO): regulation of mRNA splicing, via spliceosome
Cellular component (GO): nucleus
Molecular function (GO): mRNA binding
Source: RefSeq, a predicted model, not a curated record